CAGUCACCAGUGUCCUCUCCCUGAUGUCUCUUGAAUUUGUUUUCCGUCCACCAGACCAUGAUCCUGAUAUCAAAGCAACACUUGUACCUCUCCCUUGUCCUUUCCCUCUUUAUUUGAUCUUUUUAAGGAGCCGCACCUGGAUGCUAAGCACUGACGACGGUACAGCACCAUGGCGUUCUUCAGCAGCGGAUCACGGGCGCUGGUCGAAAUCCUGACGAGAAUCCAGAGUGCCGAAAGACCAAUGCCUGUUGAUCUCACCUUCUUCGAGUUCGGAUCGAUCCGAUACCAUGUGGAGGCUUCAGCGUCGGAUCCUGAGAACGCGUACCUGUCGAUAUCGACGCCACCUCUUUCCCACGAGGCCUCACCCUCCUCCAGCGGCUUGCCCGAGGCCACGCUGCAGGAGGCGAGGAAGGCGUACCACAAGUUCGCGGAGGUCGUCGAGCCGCCCCGAGAAGGGUACGUCCUGACGCUGAAGCUGAACUUCUCCGGCCUCGCCCGGCCGAAAGACCGCGUGAAGGCGAUCAACCAGGUGUCGCGGCUGCAAUCCCUGGUGCUGAGCUCGCAGCUCAGGGACAUGCUGGGGAGCCUCGGCCCGUCCGGCACGAUGAAGCUCGUGUGCAGCCAGAGGGAGCCCUUCUUCGUCAGCAGGACGGUAUUUAUUUCCCAUUUCCUUGCAACGCAUGCAGAAACAACAAAGAAAAUUAAUCUUCAGAGAAUUGAAGGAUCUCAGCGUCGUGCGUUCCUCAUGCGGCUGCAGGCCGAGAGGAUCCACGCCAUCUUCCCGAUGCGUUUCAGGGACGACACCGACCUGGCCAUCGCGACCUCCUUCUUCCAGGAGCUGCAGGACCUCGGGAACUCGUUCGCGGGGGCGCCAAGGUGCAGCUGGUCGCCGAUCCCGCCGCCGGAGCUGCGCGGCGAGCACGUGCACCGCCUCACCACCAACGGCGGCUUCGUGUCCUUCGGCGUUCUGUCGCGGCACGCGAGGGGGAAGAAGCGGGCCGCCAGGACGGCCUGGAUCCUGCUCAACUUCCAGGCCUUCGUCAAGUAUCACAUCAAGUGCACCCGGAGCCACAUCCAGAGCCGGAUGCGGCAGCGGCUGGAGGCCCUGACGGAGGUGAUCCAGGACGCCAGCCUACGAGGAGGGAACGACGCCAAGACCACCAGAUCACAGGCGGUGGUGAAGAAGAGGAGCAAGAGACGGCUGAUCAGCUUCGCGAAGGCCAACACGAAGCUGAAGAAGGGUCUCAGGGCCAUCCUGGACAAGAUCAAGCGGCUGCGGCUCAGGAUCAGGGUGAAGGGCCUGGACCGGCUCCGGCGGCAGUGCCGAUGCUUCGCCGUGCCCAAGCUCCCGGUGCCGCCACGCCGGAAGGACCACAGGUACCACAAGCUAGCAUCAGUGAAAUCUAGUGAGCAAGGCUAAAGCGUGAUGUAAGUUCGUAUACAUCAACUUUUUUUUUUGAAGGAUGUAAGUUCCUCCACUUUGACUUGACCAUCUCCUUGGUCUGGCUUAUAGAAAUUCUUUUUCUUUGAACAGAAGGCGUAUACUGAUAUAAUAAUACCACAAAAUGUAAUCUGAUCGGAACAAAUCGCAUGUUUCCAUGAUUUUUUUUUCA
Molecule: messenger RNA, 1613 nt
Organism: Panicum virgatum (switchgrass)
Lineage: Eukaryota; Viridiplantae; Streptophyta; Magnoliopsida; Poales; Poaceae
Product: actin-related protein 2/3 complex subunit 2B-like
Exons: 6
Coding region: 170-1420 (416 amino acids)
Biological process (GO): Arp2/3 complex-mediated actin nucleation; actin filament polymerization
Cellular component (GO): actin cytoskeleton; Arp2/3 protein complex
Molecular function (GO): actin filament binding; structural constituent of cytoskeleton
Source: RefSeq, a predicted model, not a curated record